Durio zibethinus is the source of this 3647-nucleotide messenger RNA. The record is from RefSeq and is a predicted model, not a curated record. NCBI's taxonomy places the organism in Eukaryota, Viridiplantae, Streptophyta, Magnoliopsida, Malvales, Malvaceae.
AAUGCUUCGUAUCUUUUCUCUGUUUCACUAAACUGAUAAAUAAAUAAAAAAGAAUUAAAGUUUACACUAAAUUGCUUUAUCUUCAUAAUAAUUUUAAUUUUACAUUAAUUAUAAAAAUAAUAAGCUUUAAAUUAAUUUGAUAAAAUUUGAACAUCAUACAAACUUUAUACGUUAAUGCAAAUUUUCUUUAAUAUGCUCUUUAUUAAUUUUAUUCAUUUGUAAAAUAUAUAACUAUAUAUUCAAUGGGACGAAAACAAAUUAUAAUCUUCUUCUUUUAGAACAAGCAUGAGCGUUAGAGCCGGGCAUUGUUGGUCUCCCUAACGUUGGUAAAUCAACUUUCUUCAAUGCUGUUGUUGAGAAUGGGAAGGCACAGGCUGCUAAUUUUCCGUUUUGUACAAUAGAACCAAAUGUUGGGAUUGUUGCGGUUCCAGAUCCUUGACUCCUUGUUCUUUCUGAACUCGGCAAGUCUCAAAAGAGCUGUCCCUGCUUCUAUUGAGUUUGUUGACAUUGCUGGUCUCGUUAAAGGUGCCAGUCAAGGGGAGGGAUUAGGAAAUAAAUUCUUAUGGCAUAUUCGGCAGGUGGACUCCAUUCUUCAGGUUGUAUGCAGUUUUGAAGACAAUGACAUUGUUCUUGUGAAUGGAAAAGUUGAUCCUAAGACAGAUAUUGAUGUUAUCAAUUUGAAACUAGUUUUCUCAGAUUUAGAUCAGGAGGAAGCAGAAAAUUAUGCCUUGGAAAGGAUUCAGCAGGCACUUAUGGAUGGAAAACCGGCACAAUCAGUUGCAUUAAUGACUUUGAGAAGGGUGCUGUGAAACAUCUUUGCUUGUUGACAAUGAAACCAAUCAUAUAUGUGGCCAAUGAAACCAAUCAUAUAUGUGGCCAAUGUUGCAGAAUCUGAUCUCACUGAGCCUGUAAAUAAUCCCCAUGUUAAUGAAGCAGUGAAUCUUGCAUCCUAAGGAAUUGUAACAAUUUCUGCAAAGGUUUGGUGAUACUUUUGAAAAGCAUAUUCACAUGCAUCUAUAGGAGAUUAUAUAUGUGGAAUCAUUGAUCGUGAGUAUGAAAUAUAGGCUUUUUUUCGUUGCCACCUGUUUAUAAACAGAUGUCUUGUUCUUAAUAGGUAUCCUAUGAUAAUUUUGUUGCCGUUGGUUCACUAGCAGCAGCAAGGGAAAAAGGACUUGUAAGUUGCUUCAUUGCUACUAGCCUAUAAGGUCUUUUACAUAAUAAAUUUCUUGAAUGGUACAUGCUCAAUACCUUGCAUAAGUUUUACUUAUGCAAUCAGAAAAGGAAAAUUGUUUUGCAUUCAUUUAUUUUUCUUCAAAUGGUGAAACUCUUCCUAAGUUCUCCUAUUCCCCCUUCCAGCAAAACCUACUUCAAAAAUUGGUUUGGAGUGGAGACAUUAACCUUGAAUUCGAGGGGAAAGUAGGGACAUCAUUUCCAUGUGCCAUUGCUCUUUUAGUUUUCUAUUGAGUAAUAUGCUUGUUUUUUUCUAGGUUAAAAACUUAGGCUGUACAAGCUAAGGCCGCAGCCUUAGCAUCUAGUCUGUGAAGAAUGAGUGCCUAGUUGCAAUGAGUAGGUUGCUACACUCCUCCCUUAAUCACUGCCUCUUCACUCUGUACUUGUCUCAAUUUAUAUUUUUCCUUUACUCUCACUUCCAAUUAAUCCAUUGUAUGCUCAAAAUUGUCAACUUCUACCUUCUUUUUUUUCAUAUUUUCCCUCAUUAUCCUUUUAUUUCCUACAUAUUGCAGCUGUCUCUUUACAACAUUCAGCUAUAUUAUUUCUCUGUAUCUGUCUCUCUCUCUCUCUCUGUAAUAUUUAAACUUUCUGCAGCUGAGAUCUGAGGGUAAAGAUUACGUAGUACAAGGAGAUGUAAUACCGCUUCGUUUCAAUGUUUGAUGACUUUAUUUUUGAAGCUGAAGGCAUUCCAUCACUCCUUUGCCUUCAAAGCACUGAACAAGAUAUGUAUACCUCCCAUGUUUUGUAUUUUCAGCAGUCUAAUAUCAUGUCCAAAGUCGGGUAAAUAGUAUAGGAUUGAAAUUCUUCUUUUACUGGCCCAAAAAAAAAAAUUCUUCAUUUACCAUUACUAAAACAAGAGAUAUAUGCAGAUAUUCAUCUGCUCAAGGACUUGUCUGUUUAUAAUUCAAAAGUAAACAGAGGGAAAACAAAAUCCCCCCCCCCCCCCUUUCACCUCAAGGUUCUGACUUUAUUCACCUAUGAAUAUAUGCCCCUAUAUUUUGGGGCAUCAUUUCCUUUUACUUGUGAUCUUGCCCUUAAAGAGAAAUUUUAGCGAACUAUAUCCGGUACUUUGUUGCAUUUUACAAUACUACUUGGAAGGUAGCAUGUUUUUCUUUGUUGCACAAAACAUAUUUGCUGAUCUAUCAAUAUAAUGGCUAAAGGCCUAAGGAUCUGGAUGGAGCUGAACUUCAUGUCAUUUUAUUUUCUUCAUAUUUCAUCUUCUCCUAUUUGAAUCGAGGGAACAAAAGGUGAGUGAACAUGACUUCAUGCCCUUAUCUUUGCACCCCAUAAUUGUUCCUAAGUUUCAGCAACCAGGGCAAACAGUAUGAAAACAAGAGUUUACUUGUAUCAUUCUUGAAUUAAAUCAAUGAAGAUCAUCAUUUCAUACUUAAUGAAGUGGUAAAAUAGAUUAGAUGUCCUUGUCUCCAACAGAUAGUCCUAAGGUUAAUGGAAAUGUCUUAUUCUUGGCCUUGUUUUAAAACUUUGAUUGAUGUAAUAGAUCAAUGCUUUUGCUUCUAAGCAAGUGAAAGUGAGAAUUCCUAGUUGUUUUCACUUUGAAGCUAAGGUGGAAGUUCCUGUCUCCUACAUCCUGGACCCGGGUCAUAUUGCAACUUGUUUGUUUUUUCUGUCUUAGGAAAUCAUGAUACUUCGCUGUCGACGACCUGAAAUUCAAUAAUGUGGUGUGGGAUGAAAGAUUCGGUCUUUGAACCAUCAAUUGCUUUCCCAAAUUUCCUUGUCAAGAAAGAGAUUUAGUAGUUGCAUAUCUGCUUCGCUUUCCCCGUCCAUGUCUUGAAUCAAUUCUAUGCAUUUUUAGUUGUUUACAUAGCGGGCCAAUUUGUAGAAUUGUCCUCAUCAUUCAUUUGAGGGAAAAAAAAAUGUCUUAUUUUGUUGUUACAUGCUUUUUCUUUUAUCAUCUUUAAGUAGAUUUGUUCAUGAGUUGAAUUGUACCAAAUUUAAUUGAUCUUUUAAAUGAUUUAUUUCAGGUUUGAUUCAGACCAACCAAAUAAAUUUAGAGUCUCAAAAUUUUUUUUAAAUGAUAGUAUGGUAAUAGGCAAACAGAAAAUAAUUCAAGAGAUGGAUGAUUGAAUUCCUAACAUGCAACUUCCUAAAUCGACAAGGAAUGGGUUACUUCACACUACAGCUAGUCUAAUUGUAUUAUAUAUAUUGAUGGAACCAAACAGGGUUUGGGCCCCCAUAUUCGAGAAAUGGUGUUAACAAUAUUGCUAGACAAAAAAUUUUUAUGUCCAGACGAAAUUUGCCUUUGGUUUUUCUAUGUUCUAAAUUUUUAUUGUAAAGAAAAGAUUCAAACCUAAUUUGUUUAAGCAUGAAAUAUAUGCAUUUAUCAUUUGAAAAUUUUAUACAUAUAUAUUUGUUUUCUUCCAAUUAGGUUUCAAAAAUUUGUAUUCUCGUGUCUCCAA